AAGGGAAGGCAGGCAGGCUGGCAGGAGAGGGAAGAAAAGAGAACUCCGCGCGCUCUCGUGGCGCACGCACGGGCCGCUGGCAAGCGCGGCGUGGAGCGAAGCGGCUGGGGGGCGCGCGCGCGCGAGGGGGCGGGAGGCCGUCCUGUGCGCUCCAGCAGCCGGGGGCUUCCUCUGUCACAGGAAGGCGGCUGGGCUGGCUGAGGGGAAGGCCUCCUUUGCUGUAGUAUUUCUCCUCCCUCCUUGGCCCCGGGGAAUGAUCUCCAGCCUCGGCUUUUUCUCGCCGCUGUUGUUGUUGUUGUGUUGUUGAGACAGGAAGUGAGGAAUGUUUUCGCUCUGAGAGGGGGAGAGAGGUGCAGGCGGCUCUUCGCUUCCAGGGAAAGGCGACCCGAGAAGCCUUGCUGACCUUUCCAUCCCCCCCCCCAAAAAAAACGAAUACCCAUGAAAUGGUUUCAUCAGGAUUGCUUUCCAAACUGCGCCUGGAUGGUUAAAAGUCCUCUUUCCUUGAAUUGCUGCAACAGAAUUUUCGUCAAUGCUUCCUUUGCUCAGAUCUUGGAGGAGGACCUGCCACUUUUUGAUGGCCGCUGCUGCAGCUGCCGGUUGAUCAUCUGGGGACUUCAUAGCUCCUGACUAUUCGUGGGAGGCAAGGCAUUCCUGGAAGGCUUUCCGUGACUUCUUGUGAAUGUGCUAGGGAAGAAAAUGCCUCUGCCUUUCGGGCUGAAGCUGAAACGAACUCGACGCUACACAGUGUCUAGCAAGAGCUGCUUGGUGGCCCGCAUCCAGUUGCUUAACAAUGAGUUUGUGGAAUUUACACUGUCGGUGGAGAGCACCGGGCAGGAAAGCCUGGAGGCUGUGGCACAGAGGCUGGAACUUCGAGAGAUCACUUAUUUCAGCCUCUGGUAUUUCAACAAGCAAAACCAGCGCCGGUGGAUAGACUUGGACAAGCCUCUGAAAAAGCAACUGGACAAAUAUGCCUUGGAGCCGACUGUAUUCUUUGGUGUGGUGUUUUAUGUGCCUUCUGUCUCCCAGCUUCAGCAGGAGAUUACCAGAUACCAGUAUUAUCUACAAUUGAAGAAAGACAUAUUGGAAGGAAGCAUCCCAUGCACGUUCGAGCAAGCAGUGCACCUGGCUGGCUUAGCUGUUCAAGCUGAUUUUGGAGAUUAUGACCAAUAUGAAUCGCAGGAAUUUCUACAGAGAUUUGCCUUGUUUCCUGUGGGUUGGUUGCAAGAUGAAAAGAUCCUGGAAGAGGCAACCCAGAAAGUGGCCUUACUCCAUCAGAAGUACAGGGGCCUCACUCCGCCUGAUGCAGAAAUGUUAUAUAUGCAAGAAGUUGAGAGGAUGGAAGGAUAUGGUGAGGAGAGUUAUCCUGCAAAGGACAGCCAAGGAAGUGACAUAUUCAUCGGAGCUUGUCUUGAUGGAAUCUUUGUGAAACACAAAAAUGGUCGGCCUCCCGUCAUCUUUAGGUGGCACGACAUUGCGAACAUGUCCCACAACAAGUCCUUUUUUGCAUUAGAAUUGGCAAAUAAAGAAGAGACUAUCCAGUUCCAAACUGAAGACAUGGAAACGGCAAAAUAUGUGUGGAGGAUGUGUGUGGCCAGGCACAAAUUUUAUAGACUAAAUAAAUGUAGCCUAGACUCCCCAGAUUCUCCGCCUGAGGAAGGCUCUCAGAAAUCUUUCCUCAUUCUUUCCUUUCCACGCUUUCCAAUCCUUUCUCGUCCUUCUCUGCUCAAAGGACAAGCUCAGGCGGUGACCGUGAAUCCGGUUAGAAGGAGGUCUUCCUCCAGGAUGUCUCUGCAGCCCAAACCGCCGCAGCCUUAUAUGAUGGCUCCGCCACCACCUCAGUUGCACUACAACGGACCCUACGCAGACCAGUAUACAUCUUCCCAAGAUAACCUCUAUGGGAAUAACCAGAACGGCUAUUACUGCCACUCUCAGACCAGCCUGGACAGGGCGCCGCAUGACUACAAUGGCAGAAUCCGCAACGGCAGCGUCUACAGCGCUCACAGCACAAACUCGUUGAAUAACCCACAACACUACAUGCAGCCGUCGCCCAUGUCCUCCAACCCGAGCAUCACCGGCAGCGACGUCCUCCGGUCUGAUUACGUCCCGUCACACCGGCACAGUGCCCUUAUACCGCCUUCGUAUCGGCCUACCCCGGAUUAUGAGACGGUGAUGAAGCAGCUUAACCGGGGAAUGAUACACUCGGACAAGCAGAGCCACUCGAUGAGGAACCUUAACAUUGGCAACUCCUACGCCUACAGUAGACCCGACGCCAUGGUUUACAGCCAGCCUGAAAUCCGAGAACACGCCAAUUUCACCUCCCCUCAUUCUGGCCACUACCCGUUCAACCUGAAUUACAGUUUCCACAGCCAGUCGCCCUACCCCUAUCCUGCCGAAAGGCGCCUGGUGGUUGGAGCAGUGAGCGUCCCUGAACUGACGAACGUUCAGUUACAGGCCCAGGAGUACCCUGCGCCAAACAUCAUGAAGACUCAAGUGUAUCGCCCCCCUCCUCCUUACCCUCACCCGAGACCCGCCAACAGCACACCGGACCUUUCUCGGCACCUCUACAUCAGCAGCAGCAACCCGGAUCUCAUUACCCGGCGGGUCCAUCACUCGGUCCAGACGUUUCAGGAAGACAGUCUACCCGUUGCACAUUCCCUCCAGGAAGUGAGCGAGCCCUUGACGUCGGCCCGGCACGCUCAGCUGCAGAAGAGGAACAGUAUUGAGAUAGCUGGCUUGGCCCACAACUUUGAGGCCAUGAGGAUUAAAGAGAGGACCAUGUCGGCAUCAGCCGCAGAUGUGGCCCCUCCAAAGGUUAUACUUGCCAGCUCACAGCCCACUGUUUUCUUGGAGAGGAUGAAGCAAGAGGAAAAUGAGGAGCAAGAGGAAAAUGUGAGCUAUGGACACAAGAAAUCUCUUUCAGAUGCCACUAUGCUGAUUCACAGCAGCGAGGAAGAGGAAGAAUUUGAAGACGAACACAAGGCCAGUGCAACCCUCUCUCCCUUCGUCAAUGGGAAACCCCAACUUCCUUCUGUCAUGGGAUGCUAUCCUUCUGAAUCCUUACUGAACUACCCCUACAGCUCCGUCACUUCACACCCUGGCCCUUUGCACAUACACGAACCCAAGUUGCAUAUUACUGAGACCGAGAGAGUAAAAGAUGUGAGUCCUUCCCACAUCGUGGCUGACACUCAGGUACAGAGAAGAGGCGAUGGGCUGCUGACUCCGUCUGUGUCAGAGUCUGACUUAACAAUGUCUGCAAGGUACAGGGUGCGGAAGGAUUCCAUAAAGAAGAGGCCUGUGUCUGAAUUGCUUUCCGGGAAGAAGAACAUAGUGGAAGGGCUUCCUCCUUUAGGGCAGGUCAUGAAAAAGAACAGAGCCGAAGCCAAAAAAAUGGGACCUUUGAAGUUAGCUGCUCUAAAUGGACUGACGUUAUCUCGGCUGCCGCUGCCAGACGAAGGGAAGGAGGAACCUGCCAGAGCAACAAAUGAUGAACGGUGUAAAGGUCUGGAACAAGGGUUGGAACAAGGGAUGGUGUUUACAGAAUACGAGCGGAUCCAGAAGAAAAGGCUUCUGGAUGGGGACUGCUCAAUUGCCCGCCUUCCAGAAAACGCAGAAAGGAACAGGUUUCAGGAUGUGCUUCCUUAUGACGACACCAGAGUAGAGCUGGUCCCUACUAAAGAAAACAAUACGGGUUAUAUCAAUGCUUCCCACAUUAAGGUCUGCGUUGGGGGCAUGGAGUGGGAUUAUAUUGCUACCCAAGGUCCUUUGCAGAAUACAUGCCAAGAUUUCUGGCAGAUGGUGUGGGAGCAAGGGGUUGCCAUUAUAACCAUGGUGACUGCAGAAGAGGAGGGAUGCCGAGAGAAAAGCUUCCGAUACUGGCCGCGGCUUGGCUCGAGGCACAACACAGUGACGUAUGGGAGGUUCAAGAUCACCACCCGAUUCCGAACGGACUCUGGCUGUUACGCAACGACAGGCCUGAAGAUCAAGCACCUCCUCACGGGGCAAGAGAGAACGGUUUGGCACCUUCAGUACACAGACUGGCCGGAGCAUGGCUGCCCAGAGGACAUAAAAGGGUUUCUUUCAUACUUGGAAGAGAUACAGUCAGUCCGGCGCCACACAAACAGUACUGCGGAUCCUACAGUCCCCAACCCUCCCCUGCUGGUGCAUUGCAGUGCUGGCGUUGGGAGAACCGGUGUGGUCAUCUUGUCGGAGAUCAUGAUUGCCUGCUUGGAGCACAAUGAGCCACUGGACAUCCCAAGAAUGCUGGAUAUGUUAAGACAGCAAAGGAUGAUGAUGGUGCAGACCUUGUGCCAAUACACGUUUGUCUACGGAGUCCUCAUCCAAUUCCUUAAGAGUUCGAGGCUUAUAUAAGCCUUCCUUACUACGCUUCCUAAGUUUCGCUGUUUGCAAGAGUUUACAAAAGCAGUUUUGCCUUCCGCCGGGGCAACGUUUCUGGCUUGGUUUGAAGAUGCUGAGUGCAAGUCCAGUGGCUUCUUGCUUCUGCAGAGCAAGACUUUGGGGUGGAUGGGUUUUCUUCUUCGUGUGCAGUUGGAACAAGAAAGGAAGGAGUGUGUGUGUGUGUGUGUGUGUGUGUGUGUGUGUUGUGUUUAAAUAAUGUACUGGUAUGCAGUGCUUUUUGUGUACUUCUGACACUGUGUGACUGUAGACAAAAUAAGUGUGGAUCCUACCAAGACAUCACCAUUUCGAAAACCAAGGAUGGAUAAUUUUUAAUUCUUUUUUUUUUUAAA
This is a messenger RNA of Zootoca vivipara (common lizard), 4745 nucleotides long. RefSeq names its product protein tyrosine phosphatase non-receptor type 21 (gene PTPN21). The record is from RefSeq and is a predicted model, not a curated record. Gene Ontology annotation, biological process: protein dephosphorylation. Gene Ontology annotation, molecular function: protein tyrosine phosphatase activity. NCBI's taxonomy places the organism in Eukaryota, Metazoa, Chordata, Lepidosauria, Squamata, Lacertidae. Gene Ontology annotation, cellular component: cytoplasm; cytoskeleton.